Messenger RNA from Caenorhabditis briggsae, 1032 nucleotides. It is a transcript of the gene Cbr-dpm-1, whose product is annotated as Protein CBR-DPM-1. The transcript has 6 exons. Gene Ontology annotation, cellular component: endoplasmic reticulum membrane. Lineage: Eukaryota; Metazoa; Nematoda; Chromadorea; Rhabditida; Rhabditidae. Gene Ontology annotation, molecular function: dolichyl-phosphate beta-D-mannosyltransferase activity. Gene Ontology annotation, biological process: GPI anchor biosynthetic process; protein O-linked glycosylation via mannose. The record is from RefSeq and is a predicted model, not a curated record. Bases 1 to 1032 code for a protein of 343 amino acids.
AUGGAUACACCGAAGUACUCCAUCAUCCUACCAACUUACAAUGAGAAGGAGAAUCUGCCGAUUUGCAUUUGGCUCAUUGAAAAAUAUUUGAAAGGGAUUUCCUAUGAAAUUAUUAUUGUCGACGACGCCUCUCCAGAUGGUACUCAAGAUGUGGCAAAACUUCUUGAAAAAGAAUACGGAGAAAAUAAGAUUCUGAUAAAGCCACGUGCCGGAAAGUUAGGACUUGGUACCGCCUAUUCGCAUGGGCUGUCGUUCGCAAGAGGAGAAUUUAUCAUUCUGAUGGACGCGGAUUUGUCACAUCAUCCCAAAUUCAUUCCAGAGAUGAUUGCGUUGCAGCAAAAGUACAAACUCGACAUUGUUACUGGAACUCGUUAUAAGAACGGAGGAGGUGUGAGUGGAUGGGAUUUAAAGAGGAAAACGAUCAGCAAAGGAGCCAAUUUCCUUGCGCAGUUCCUUCUGAAUCCGGGAGUCUCUGAUUUGACCGGAUCUUUCCGUCUCUAUAAAAAAGAAGUCUUGGCAACGCUGAUUGCGGAAAGUGUCAGCAAAGGAUACGUUUUCCAAAUGGAGAUGAUGUUCAGAGCCAAGAAGUCUGGAUAUCGGAUUGGGGAGGUUCCCAUCUCGUUUGUGGAUCGAUUCUUCGGAGAAUCAAAACUGGGUUCUCAAGAGAUCGUCGACUACGCUAAGGGACUUCUCUACCUUUUUGCCAUCUCCGACCCAGCAGUCAUUCCAAAACACGAAGAUGUGCCUGUGGAUCCUCCGAAAGAAGUAUCCACCCCUGCUGGACCUCCCAUAGUUAAGUCAAAUCGGAAGAAGAAUAAGAAGACCGAGACGGUAUCAGAAGCUGUGUUGGAUCCCACUCAAGAAAGCCAGCAAGGUCCCGGCGCCUCAGUUACCAUCACGGUGUGCCCCACCCAAGAAGACGAUCCGUCGAUCAGCGCAGCUAAAGCAGCUAAAUCAAAAAUCAAGGAGGAGUACUUUGACGACCAGAACGACGAUGACACACUGGCUUGUGUAAAAAGUAUUGAGAACUGA